AUUGAGUUUCUAGUGUUGUUGUUAUCAGCUGUUUAUGUCGGAUUGCUGUCGCAUGGCGUGUUUCAUAUUUUGUUAAAUAAUCGGUUAAAAUAUUUGUGGUUAAAGCGAAUUGCGUACCCAGUACUGCAGUGUAACGUCAAUGAAUUAGAUAUGUUGAACAUUUGCAAAGAAAAUGUACAGUUUGACGUUUUUUCAGAUUGCUGAAAAAGGAUGAAAAGAAUUGAUCGGGUUAUUGGUUUAUAAUUUAUUAGUUAAAUAUGGUAUUAGAAAUGGCUACCGUAACACACUUUUUAAAAACUUUAAAUGCUCGCUGGAAUUUAUCUAGGAAUAAGAUCAGUUUUCUGAAUUUGUGUAGUCUGUCAUCGGAUGCCUCCCAAGAGACUGUUGUGGAUGAACUGUGUGAUGUAAACGUUCCUUUGACGCCUGCAAAUCCAAAAAUUGUAAAAAUUGCAGUUAUUGGAGUGCCAAAUGCUGGAAAAAGCACAGUUAUCAAUCAUCUUACUGGACGAAAGGUAUGCCCAAUAUCGAGUAAGGUCCACACAACGAGGUGCAAAGUCCAUGCUGUGGCAGUGGAAGGAAACACUCAGAUGGUUUUUCUUGACACACCAGGGCUGGUUUCAGCGGAGGAAACUAAACGAUUUAAUUUGGAGCAGCAGUUCACCCGUGACGGGGAGAAAGCGAUGGCAGAAGCGGACGUGAUUGGGGUCGUACACGACGCCUCGAAUCGCUGGACCAGGGACAGACUGGAUGUCAAAGUGUUGCGACUGCUGCACAUCCACUCAGACAAGGACAGCUUCCUCAUUGUGAACAAGAUAGACACUGUGAAAUCGAAACGGAAGCUUCUCGACGUCGUGCACCGUUUGACGACGAGCAAGGCUGGCGGCCAGCGUAACUCUGGCGCGCCAGGGAAGCGGAAACUGACGGAGAAUGAGUUGCUGGUGGUAGCCCAGGAGGAGCGGGGCUGGCCGAGCUUCAGGGAAGUUUUCCUGGUAUCGGCUCUCGAUGGCUCCGGAAUGGACUCCAUCAAGGCGUACCUGCUGGAGAGGGCCCGGCCGGGGGCGUGGGUGUUCCCGGCGGACCGGGUGACCGACCAGCGGCCGGAGCAGAUGGUGGAGACGACGGUGCGGGCGAGGCUGCUCGACCACUUGCCCCAGGAGCUGCCCUACGUCAUGCGCACCACACUCACCUACCUGCAGGUCAACGAGCACGGACACCUGGUGGCAGUAGUCGUGGUGGAGUGCCCCAGCCCUCGGCUGGAAAAGAUCGUGCUGGGGAAGAAGGGGGAACGUGUGCGAACCAUCGCCAGGGAAGCUGAGUUGGACCUGUUCAGCGCCUUCAAGCAGCCUGUGUUCCUGAAGCUGGUUGUGCAGAGCACGGACAAGAAACUGUGAGCACCGUCGUGAUGCCGGCAAUAACCGAGUUUCUUCUCCUUUGUAAUGUUGCAGACUAUUGUGAAGAGGAUAAGAGAUUUCGCAACUGUGGGUGAUAAAUCGUAGAUGUCACUUUUUUUAAUUGAAGAUUGUGUUCAAGAAUUCUAGGGCUAUUUUGCCCACAUGGAGCUUUAAUUAUAGAACCUACUAUAAAUGAAAAUGUAGCAGAUAAAUAAAUAAUGUUUGACAAGUUAAAAAUUGCGAAGAGUGUACUGUAGUUGGGAAGGCUGACCUGAGCGAGGGAAGGUGACGACCCAGGUGUCAUCGGCGCGGGGCUGGAAGUGGUAGAAGGCGGGCCACUCGCGCCGGUACUGGCUGGGCAGCAGCCAGCCCUGCGAGCCAGCCCUCACGAAGCCGCUCCGCUCCCCGGCGAAGUCCGCCAGCAGCCGGCGGUUGUCCUCCGGCUCCAGGUCUCGGAUCUCAAACGGUGGCUCUGGCAUCGCCGAGCGCUACAGCCGCGAGGAAGUUGUUGGUUGUGGCUGGAACACUGUAGUUAAAUACUACUUGGUAAAAAAAUAGUCCAUAGGCCCAUGCCCAAAACAAAGCUAGCA
Molecule: messenger RNA, 1981 nt
Organism: Bacillus rossius redtenbacheri
Lineage: Eukaryota; Metazoa; Arthropoda; Insecta; Phasmatodea; Bacillidae
Product: GTPase Era, mitochondrial
Exons: 8
Coding region: 258-1391 (377 amino acids)
Biological process (GO): ribosomal small subunit assembly
Cellular component (GO): mitochondrial matrix
Molecular function (GO): GTP binding; ribosomal small subunit binding; rRNA binding
Source: RefSeq, a predicted model, not a curated record